This is a messenger RNA of Daldinia decipiens, 2093 nucleotides long. RefSeq names its product beta-lactamase/transpeptidase-like protein. The coding region runs from base 197 to 1405 and encodes 402 amino acids. NCBI's taxonomy places the organism in Eukaryota, Fungi, Ascomycota, Sordariomycetes, Xylariales, Hypoxylaceae. The transcript has 2 exons. The record is from RefSeq and is a predicted model, not a curated record.
UCCAACGGUGCGAUUUUCCCCUCAAGACAAAACUCAACGCUGACCAAUCGCCGGAUCGACCGGUAUAUCUUCUAUCCACCAUCUCCAACCCCUCAUGUCUUUUGUAUCCUUUGUGUCGUGAUUGUCACCAGCAGAAUAACAUGCUACUUCAAGGCCAUUAUAUAUAUUUAGUUACCAUCUAAUCGCAAUUUCAGCCAUGGCGCAAAAUAUCGAAAGACUAUAUGAAGAUGCUAUAGCUUCAGGAUUGCUUCCUGGUGUCUCAGUUAUCGCAGGAGAUAAAUACGGCAAUGAAAUUUACUCCAAGUCCUUUGGAAAGGCAAGUCUCAAGGAGGGCACUGAUCUUCCUUACACGGACUCCACAAUCAGCAGUAUUGCUUCCAUGUCCAAGCUCAUGACUGCGGUCGCUGUUCUGCAGUGUGUCCAAGACGGGACUUUAGACCUAGAUAAAGAUAUCAAGGCAUUGCUUCCUAAUAUCGGAAAAUACGGCAUUAUUACUGGCUUCGACGACGACAAAAACAUUGGCAUUUUUACGCCUAACUCCAUUCCUAUCACUCUUAGGAUGUUACUUACUCAUACAUCUGGCCACGAGUACGAUUGGUUCAACCCCUUGCUUGUUAAGUGGCGCGCCUCACGCGGCGAAAGGCCGUUCUCCGGCCCAGAUGCUGAGCACAUAGCUACCUUGCCUCUAAUGUACCCUCCGGGCACGGGAUUCUCAUAUGGUGUGAAUUUUGAAUGGGCUGGCAAGGCAGUCGAAGCUGUUACCCACCUCAGCCUCGACGAAUUCAUGCGCGAACGUAUCUGGAAGCCUCUAGGAAUUGAAAAUGACGCUAGUUUCUUCCCAAGAGCGAGAGACGGCAUGAAAGAUAGAAUAGCUGACCUUAGCACACUCAACGAGAAAGGAGAGCCGCCGGCAGUGGAUGCCUCGGACUUUGAUAUGAUUGGCGGGGUGUCUGACUGCUUGGGAGGCGCGGGCGUAUUCACAACUUCAAGAGCUUACUACACGUUUCUUUCCGCUCUACUUCGGCGAGACCCCAAGCUCCUAUCACCCGCGCUGUACGAAGAGCUUUUCCGCCCGCAGCUCGACGAAAAGCUAGAGCAGAAAUUGAACGAUGAUAUCGCCUUGCCGGAGAAGACGCAGUACCUCGGCCUGCAGAUUCCAUUGUCUAUCAGGAAGACGUGGAGCUUCGCGGGCCUGGUAGUGAAGGAAGGCCAGGAGGGCUGGUUCGCACCGAAUACCGUGUUUUGGGGCGGAUAUCCGAGUUGUAUGUGGUUUAUUGACCACGAGACGGGCAUCUGUGGGACGGCAGUCUGUCAGAUUAUACCGGCUAUGCAUCCUAAAGUCAUUGCUCUUCAUGGAGAGUUCCAGAAGGCUAUAUUUAGCCUUGUAAAGGCGAAACAGAACUAGUCAUCUUUUCCGUAUUCAAAACUCUCGAGGUUAUGGGUAUAGAAGCAAACGGGUUUUUGAAAUUUGUCUUGAGUGGCAAUGAGCGUUUGUGAUAAUACUCCAUCGAGGCCAAUGAACGAAGCCAGUCAUUUAAUAUAUACUUAGAUACACUGAAGUCUUUUCAAUCCACGCGCUUCAAUCGAUAUAUGCCCACAUAUACCUCCGCACCAAGCACAAUGUUUCAUUGGUCACAGUCAUGGUAACAUUCAUCUUGAACUCCGUUGUUACAGGCUGGGUCAGUUGGUUCAGUACAGAUCCAGCUCUCAUAAUAUUGGCAGGUUUUAUCUGCAUAUACGAUAAUAUUAGCUUAGUAUUUCGCAAUUUAGCCUUUAAAGACAAUAAGUCAGUGUUUGCUGGAGCUAUUCCACCUACGCUGGCAAACUUUGCUGCCUGAGCAAUCAUUUCGAGUCGAGCACUCACGAGUUUGGCCAAAGACACCCAGUCCAAGAGAAAAGACCAAGAGAACUUGAACAAGAUGCAUGGUGCUGAGGAAGUUCGUAGGAAUAAUGGCAAUAAUAGAGAAUAUCGUUUCAAUGCGAUGGUGGAUGUCGUAGGUGUUUGAAGUUGUACCCUUUAAUGAUCUGAUUUAAGCGUACCGAGAACCAAGAACUCGAUGAUGUGCUCAACUUUAUAUACACAGAUUGCUUCC